UUGAGGCACACCGAUGCGCACCAUCAGAAUAUGACACGUGUCUCUGAAACUUAAAUGUAUCGGUCCUCUCCAGUCUAAGUGUGCUCGCUUGAAGACUCUGUCGAGAUUCCCGUCCGCUGCCUUUUACGCACGAGUAUCCGUGCGCAAUGAAGCUAUGGACAGCGCGCACCUCUCCACAUACCUGAGAGAGCGCGCGCGAUUUUACGCAUGAAAAUCACAGUUCGUUUCCAAACCCAACCAUGUGCAACGCAACGAACCAAACCACGGCGAACAACGACACCGACCCGUUCGGCAGGAACGAAGACGUGGCCAAAAUGGAGAUCACGGUUUUAAGCGUCACCUUUCUCGUGGCGGUGGUCGGAAAUCUGUGCGUGCUGCUGGCCAUGCACAACACCAAGAAGAAGAGUUCUCGCAUGCACCUGUUCAUCAAGCACCUGAGCCUCGCGGACCUGGUGGUGGCUUUCUUCCAGGUUCUUCCACAGCUCUGCUGGGAGAUCACCUUCAGGUUUUAUGGACCUGACUUCCUUUGCCGGAUUGUCAAGCAUCUCCAGGUCCUAGGGAUGUUCGCGUCCACCUAUAUGAUGGUGAUGAUGACACUGGACCGCUACAUCGCCAUAUGCCACCCUCUGAAGACCCUCCAGCAGCCCACGAAGCGCGCCUACAUCAUGAUCGGGUGCACUUGGCUCUGCAGCCUGUUGCUCAGCACCCCUCAAUACUUCAUCUUCUCUCUGAGCGAGAUCCAGAACGGCUCGGAUGUGUAUGACUGCUGGGGACAUUUCAUCGAGCCGUGGGGCAUCCGCGCCUACAUCACCUGGAUCACUGUGGGUAUCUUCCUCCUCCCUGUCAUCAUCCUCAUGAUCUGCUACGGGUUCAUAUGUCACAGUAUCUGGAAGAACUUCAAGUGCAAGACCAAAAGAGGCUCCCCGCACAGCUCUAAGAACGGGGCGAUUGGAAAGGCGUCUGUCAACAGUGUCACCAUCAUCUCAAGAGCUAAACUAAGAACAGUGAAGAUGACAUUCGUGAUUGUUUUGGCGUACAUUGUGUGCUGGGCUCCGUUCUUCAUCGUACAAAUGUGGUCAGUCUGGGAUAAAAACUUCUCCUGGGAUGAUUCUGAAAAUGCAGCGGUGAGCCUCUCUGCCCUGCUGGCGAGUCUCAACAGCUGCUGUAACCCAUGGAUCUACAUGCUCUUCAGUGGGCACCUCCUUAAUGACUUCUUCGCCUGUUUCCCCUGCUGGAACAAACCCCAAAACACAUUACACAAAGAGUACUCAGAAAGCAGCAUCCGGAGGAACACCCUCCUGACCAAGCUGGGUGCCGUCCGGACCAAAGAUGGGUCUGACUCUUGGAAAGACCCAUGCAACUCACGAAAGUCCAGUCAGUCUUUAGGGCUAGACUGUUCACGCAAAUCAAGCCAGAGCGUUCAAGUGGAGUCAUAGGAGCCAGAUGGGGAUAAAUAAAGAGACAUGAAAAUAAAUGUAUAAAUAAAAUACAUCUUCCAAUCUGUUAUAUUAUACAUAAUGAGAAUUUAUUAACAAAAGAGAAGAUGUGUGGUCAUAGUCUAAUCAUUUUCCGCUUAUAUAAGUUCCUCACUCAAAAAGAUUUUGGAAAUGUCGUACAUUGAAUGAGCCUUUGGUUACCUAAAAAUGUGUUCAUUCUUAUAAAUGAUGCAUUUUAUUUUACAGCACAUUAUGUUGUGUUGCACUCUCCUUUACGACUAAAGUCUGUGACUUCAGGUUUGUGUUUUACUGUUUAAUAUUGGUGAGAACUUCAGCUUCAU
Messenger RNA from Carassius gibelio (silver crucian carp), 1777 nucleotides. Its product is annotated as arg8-vasotocin receptor-like. The coding region runs from base 240 to 1436 and encodes 398 amino acids. The transcript has 2 exons. NCBI's taxonomy places the organism in Eukaryota, Metazoa, Chordata, Actinopteri, Cypriniformes, Cyprinidae. Gene Ontology annotation, biological process: positive regulation of vasoconstriction; regulation of systemic arterial blood pressure by vasopressin; G protein-coupled receptor signaling pathway. Gene Ontology annotation, cellular component: membrane. The record is from RefSeq and is a predicted model, not a curated record. Gene Ontology annotation, molecular function: vasopressin receptor activity; peptide binding.